Molecule: messenger RNA, 3655 nt
Organism: Rana temporaria (common frog)
Lineage: Eukaryota; Metazoa; Chordata; Amphibia; Anura; Ranidae
Gene: GPHN
Product: gephyrin
Exons: 29
Coding region: 148-2811 (887 amino acids)
Biological process (GO): Mo-molybdopterin cofactor biosynthetic process; gamma-aminobutyric acid receptor clustering; molybdenum incorporation into molybdenum-molybdopterin complex
Cellular component (GO): postsynaptic membrane; dendrite; postsynaptic specialization
Molecular function (GO): molybdopterin molybdotransferase activity
Source: RefSeq, a predicted model, not a curated record
CCCUGUUCAGAGUUCUCCGUCUUUCCCUUCGGCCGGGGUGGAUGUGCUCGUCGCUCGGCUCGCUCGCCUUGGCUCUCCGCUCUUCUAGCCCAGGUUUUUCCUCCUACUCGGUGAACGGCCGGUGACCGCAGCUCCGGCGGAAGGAAGAUGGCGACCGAGGGCAUGAUCCUAACUAAUCACGACCACCAAAUACGCGUCGGGGUGCUGACAGUAAGUGACAGUUGUUUUCGGAAUUUAGCAGAAGAUCGGAGUGGCAUAAAUCUCAAGGAUUUAGUCCAGGACCCUUCAUUAUUGGGCGGAACUAUAUCUGCGUAUAAAAUUGUGCCAGAUGAAAUAGAAGAUAUAAAGGAGUCAUUAAUAGACUGGUGCGAUGAAAAAGAACUUAACUUGAUUCUAACGACAGGGGGAACUGGCUUUGCUCCAAGAGAUGUUACACCAGAGGCCACAAAAGAAGUAAUAGAGCGGGAAGCUCCAGGAAUGGCUUUAGCAAUGCUAAUGGGAUCCCUAAAUGUUACACCUCUCGGAAUGCUGUCUAGACCGGUUUGUGGGAUCAGAGGCAAAACGUUAAUUAUCAACUUACCAGGUAGCAAGAAAGGAUCACAGGAAUGCUUUCAGUUUAUACUGCCAGCCCUACCUCAUGCUAUAGACCUUUUGAGGGAUGCCAUUGUAAAAGUAAAAGAAGUUCAUGAUGAAUUGGAAGACUUGCCAUCUCCGCCACCUCCCCUCUCUCCUCCACCAACGACGAGUCCUCACAAACAAACAGAAGAUAAGGGUGUACAGUGUGAAGAAGAGGAGGAAGAGAAGAAAGAUAGUGGUGUUGCAUCAACUGAGGACAGUUCUUCUUCACAUAUAACAGCAGCAAAUAUUGCAGCAAAGAACCAUCCAUCCAUCUUCCACCAUGAUAAAGUCCAUAAGAUACCAGAACACAGCUGUUCUCAUCAUCCUUCCAUCAAUGCAUCGGCCGUGACUCAUCCAUCCCGCAUCAGGCUUUCAGAAAUCAUGGCAAAGGGUUAUACACCUAUCCCGGGUUCCUUUCAGAGUGCAUCCGUUACAGUACAGUUGAUUCCAGAUUCCAUCAUCUCUCGUGGAGUGCAAGUACUUCCACGAGACACUGCAUCGCUCAGCACCACACCUUCUGAAUCACCACGAGCGCAGGCUACUUCAAGACUUUCCACUGCAUCCUGCCCAACACCAAAACAAAUUAGAAGGCCGGAUGAAAACAAAGUCGUUACUAAUAGAGUUGGAUCCUUAAAACUUCACCGCAAACUGGAGAAUCUCAGAGAUCACCUUCAAGGCAAUGACAAAGGAUACUCGCUCCGAGUAAAUGCUCGGCUUCCUUCCUGCUCAUCCACCUAUAGUGUUUCGGAGGACAUUUGGAUUGCUGCCCCCUCCUUUUCUCAGCUCCACUAUAAAUUGGAAGGGCUUAAAGAUGAACUCAGGAGGAGUAGAGGCUGCGAAACCAGAGUCCAGUCCAGAUGUAGCAGCAAGGAAAACAUCCUCAGAGCAAGUCAUAGUGCCGUUGAUAUCACCAAGGUAGCAAGAAGACACCGCAUGUCUCCGUUUCCACUAACAUCCAUGGAUAAAGCCUUUAUUACUGUCCUGGAAAUGACUCCAGUUCUUGGGACUGAAAUCAUAAAUUACAGAGAUGGAAUGGGACGUGUGCUUGCCCAAGAGGUGUAUGCAAAAGACAAUUUACCGCCAUUCCCUGCAUCAGUGAAGGAUGGAUAUGCAGUAAGAGCUGCGGAUGGCCCAGGAGAUCGCUUCAUCAUAGGCGAGUCGCAGGCUGGAGAACAGCCAACUCAAACAGUGAUGCCAGGUCAAGUAAUGAGAGUAACAACCGGUGCUCCAAUUCCAUGUGGUGCUGAUGCAGUAGUACAAGUGGAGGAUACUGAGCUCAUUAGAGAAUCAGAUGACGGAACAGAAGAACUGGAAGUUCGUAUAUUGGUGCAGGCUCGUCCAGGGCAAGAUAUAAGACCAAUUGGCCAUGAUAUUAAAAGAGGCGAGUGUGUAUUGGCAAAGGGAACGCACAUGGGACCAUCAGAAAUUGGUCUACUGGCAACUGUUGGUGUCACAGAAGUUGAAGUACACAAAUUCCCAGUAGUUGCAGUUAUGUCAACAGGAAAUGAGCUUUUAAAUCCCGAAGACGAUCUUAUGCCAGGGAAAAUACGUGAUAGCAAUCGCUCAACUCUUCUUGCAACAAUUCAGGAACAUGGCUAUCCUACCAUUAAUUUGGGUAUUGUAGGAGAUAACCCAGAUGACUUAUUAAAUGCCUUAAAUGAAGGUAUCAGCCGUGCUGAUGUUAUCAUCACAUCAGGUGGUGUGUCCAUGGGAGAGAAGGACUAUCUUAAGCAAGUGCUGGAUAUAGAUCUUCAUGCACAAAUCCAUUUUGGCCGAGUUUUUAUGAAGCCAGGCCUGCCAACCACCUUUGCAACCUUGGAUAUUGAUGGCGUUAGGAAAAUAAUAUUUGCACUCCCAGGCAACCCUGUGUCAGCAGUUGUUACCUGUAACCUUUUUGUCGUACCAGCACUAAGAAAGAUGCAGGGAAUCCUGGAUCCAAGACCUACAAUCAUCAAAGCCAGGUUAUCAUGUGAUGUAAAGUUGGAUCCUCGCCCCGAGUACCAUCGCUGCAUACUGACAUGGCAUCACCAAGAGCCACUGCCUUGGGCACAAAGUACAGGUAAUCAAAUGAGCAGUCGCCUCAUGAGUAUGCGAAGUGCCAAUGGACUGUUGAUGCUACCUCCAAAGACAGAGCAGUAUGUGGAGCUUCACAAGGGAGAAGUGGUGGACGUCAUGGUCAUUGGAAGGCUAUGAUGACAGCCGCAAGAGAAAAGCUUUGAUGCAUGUCCACAUAUCAUUGACUGUAUCCUGUAAUAUGCAAUGGCACAGUUAGUUUUUAUGAUUUGGAUGAAGUUGAUCAGUGUAGUCAACAUCUUGAACUAAAUUUCGAAAAAUGACUUUGAGGAAAAAAAACUGAAUUUUUUUUUUUUCCAAAAAAAUAAAAAAAAAACAUAUAAAACCUUAUUCUGAUUAUAUCAAGGCAACUUUUCCUUCAUUGCAAUUGCUUUGUGUGUUAAAAUGCUAGGUCUAAUAGCAGUAGCUUUUAGUAGACAGCAGUAGAUGCCUGCAAAAGUUGUGUUUCUCUCAUCCCUAAAGUACAAAUACUUAAGCUCUUAAACAAGGCUGUCUGCUUACUUUAUACUAGCUUAGAUGACACUGCUGUUUCCCUUAUCAGUAUGCUUCAUAACUGCUUCACAAGAGAGCUCUGCUUGUUCUUUAUCUUGUAUAACGUGUUGAUGUGCACAGUGCCAAAAGCAAAGUGGUUGCGUCUGGAUGAAGACUCCCAUCUUCUUAACAAGGAGGACGGACGUCCUGGCAAUCACUCCGCUCAGUACUAUUGGGCAGUAACUGAAUACCUUUUAUUUGAAUAAAAAUUGCUUCCUUAAGUGCUGACAGCCUUUUUAACCAAUACAUUUAAAAAAAAUGUACAGAAAAAAAAUAAUCAAAAACUGAUCUUGUACAGAUUACAGUGUACCAGCAUUCAUGUGGAGAUAAAGAAGCAAAGAAUUAUUGAAGAACUCUGUACCAUAACAUUUUCUGUAAUGAUAUUGAAACAAGAUGAAUUAAAUCCUUGAUCAUUAUUUAAAAAAUAGUAAAA